This is a messenger RNA of Enhydra lutris kenyoni (northern sea otter), 2603 nucleotides long. RefSeq names its product ADP ribosylation factor interacting protein 2 (gene ARFIP2). The record is from RefSeq and is a predicted model, not a curated record. Gene Ontology annotation, biological process: intracellular protein transport; regulation of Arp2/3 complex-mediated actin nucleation. NCBI's taxonomy places the organism in Eukaryota, Metazoa, Chordata, Mammalia, Carnivora, Mustelidae. Gene Ontology annotation, cellular component: trans-Golgi network membrane. Gene Ontology annotation, molecular function: phospholipid binding; protein domain specific binding. The coding region runs from base 413 to 1693 and encodes 426 amino acids. The transcript has 6 exons.
AAGGGGAAGAAACACUAAGGGAGUGUGAAAAGCCAAGCAAUGGAGAACAUACCUGAAUGGGAGGAGUAAGCUCCUGAGCCUUGGAAAGGGGUUAACCUGGUGGGGGGAAACAGCUGCAUGGAGUAGGUUCCAAGACAGCACAGACCUUAUGUCUCUUGGUCACUGCUGUGACCUCAAAUAAUGCAUGACACAUAGUAGGCACUUAUCAAAUGUCUGUUGAAUGACUGAAUGCAUGAAUGAUCACCUGAGUCCUGGUGAGGUUGAGGGUUCAUGAGAAGACAUCUGGGGCCUGGGUGUGCAUGUGGAAAGAUAACACACCUUGGAGAGAAGAAAUACAUAUCCAUAAGAAGAAAGGAGUGGGGGCCCAACCCUAGAAUACUCCAGUCUUGGGAUAACCUCUAAAAUCUCUGAAAUGGUGGGGGAGACCUUUCUUUCUGGAGUACUGGCCAGUUUCCAGAACUGUCUGUGUUGGGCUUUGCAGGGCACUGGGGUGGAGACUUUGACUCCAGUCCCUUCCCUAGCCAUGACGGACGGGAUCCUAGGGAAGGCAGCCACAAUGGAGAUCCCCAUCCACGGGAACGGUGAAGCUGGGCAGCUUCCUGAGGAUGAUGGGCUGGAGCAGGACCUCCAGCAGGUGAUGGUGUCAGGACCCAACCUCAAUGAAACCAGCAUUGUGUCUGGUGGCUAUGGGGGCUCCGGUGAUGGACUCAUCCCCACAGGGUCUGGCCGCCAUCCAUCUCACAGUACCACUCCUGCUGGCCCUGGAGAUGAGGUGGCUCGGGGCAUCGCUGGAGAGAAGUUUGACAUCGUCAAGAAAUGGGGCAUCAACACAUACAAGUGCACAAAGCAGCUGUUAUCAGAGCGAUUUGGCCGAGGCUCCCGGACUGUGGACCUGGAGCUAGAGCUGCAGAUUGAGUUGCUGCGUGAGACGAAGCGCAAGUAUGAAAGUGUCCUGCAGCUGGGCCGGGCAUUGACAGCCCACCUCUACAGCCUGCUGCAGACUCAGCAUGCACUAGGUGACGCCUUUGCUGACCUCAGCCAGAAGUCCCCAGAGCUUCAGGAGGAAUUUGGCUACAAUGCAGAGACACAGAAGCUGCUGUGCAAGAAUGGAGAGACCCUGCUAGGGGCUGUGAACUUCUUUGUCUCUAGCAUCAACACAUUGGUCACCAAGACCAUGGAAGACACGCUCAUGACUGUCAAGCAGUAUGAGGCUGCCAGGCUGGAAUAUGAUGCCUACCGAACAGACUUAGAGGAGCUGAGCCUAGGCCCCCGGGAUGCAGGGACGCGCGGUCGACUUGAGAGUGCCCAGGCCACUUUCCAGGCCCAUCGGGACAAAUAUGAGAAGCUGCGGGGAGAUGUGGCCAUCAAGCUCAAGUUCCUGGAAGAAAACAAGGUGCCAACCCCACCCCUUUGUCCCCAGCCCACCUUCCCAUCUGUAACACUGACCUUCUACCCCCAAGACCCUCCCCAUUACUGGAUGGGGGAAAUACAGCCUGGCCAAGGGGUGGGAUCUUCCCCCAGCCCCUUCAACUCCUGGACCUUUCUAGUCACCGGCCCUCCAGUCCCUGGCCCUUUUCUGUUGGAGGAUUUGGCUCUUGAUUCCAGGAACAUAACUGGGAAAAAUCAUUCCCUGAGCUGGGGUACCAGAACCCCAGGCCCAGCAAAUCAAGUCAGGUUUCUCCCAUCAGACUGACCCUUAUCCUUUGACUCCCUUAGUAGAGGUCAGCCCCACCCUAAAAACACCAUCAGAGCAGAAUCCAUGUACCCCUGGUCUGGGCUCAGGCUCAAGAAGGGCUUCUGAGUCCAGUCUUAGCUGACCCUGCUGGACCCCCAGAUCAAGGUGAUGCACAAGCAGCUGCUGCUCUUCCACAAUGCCGUGUCAGCCUACUUUGCUGGGAACCAGAAACAACUGGAGCAGACCCUGCAGCAGUUCAACAUCAAGCUGCGGCCUCCAGGAGCUGAGAAGCCCUCCUGGCUAGAGGAGCAGUGAGCUGCUCCUAAUCAAACCUGGCUAUCAAGAAGGACAUUGGGAGAGGCAGUCCCAGGGUGGGGGAGAUUGGACAUGGGACAUCCCUUGCCACCUGCCCUCUGGCUUGGGUUCCCUUUCCCUGGCUGGGGCCUGACACCAGUUUUGCCCAUACUGCUGUGGGUAGGGAGGGGGCUUGCAGGCCCAGCAGCUGCUGUCCUGUCCUUUAUCUUCCUGGCCACUGGGCUUCAUUCCCAGAUCUUUUCCUUCACUCCACAGCCAAAGGCUAUGACAGAACCACUCCCUGGCCAAUGGCAUUACUCCUCAGGCCUGUCCCCAGCUCCUGGGGUGUGCCCCCUGACCAAUGGCAGGGCCUCAAAAGGCCCUGUCAGCCGAUGGCAGCUCUUCUUGGGCUCCCCUGGGCCAAUGAUGUUGCCUCCAAUACCCUUUGUCCCUCCUCUAUGUGUCCCCAUUGCAGAGAAGGGGACUGGGACCAAAGGGGUGGGGAUAAUGGGGAGCCCCAUUUCUGGCCCUGCAUCCAAAUGGGCUUCCUCUCACCUACCCACCCAGUUUAAUUGUGCUUAGAGCCCUGGAAGAUUGGGACCUAGCACUAGGAAUAAACCUUUCAUAAAAGCAG